CCCUCUUCGUGGCUUUUCAAAUGCAGAAGUACACACUAUUCGGGUUUUCGCAGAAACUGGACUGGAGACCUCUGCGCUUUGCUGAGCCUAUUCCAGCGUACCGAAUAUGCGACGCUUGUGGUUUGCUGCCCAGAACGACCAUCUGCCUGCCCUGUCGACAUGUACUGUGCGAAGCAUGCUAUGAACAGUGCUUGGAUACCGACGCACACGAAUGUCCCCUAGACGGUGAACAGGUUUCGGCUGAAGACGCUGAUUUGAGAGACUUUCCUUUGGAGAAUCUGCUCAGGCGUAAGGUGAAAUGCUGGAACGAGGUCAACGGCUGCGGCGCACUCGUGAGUGCUUCGGAUUUGCUGAAGCACUUUGAUGAAGACUGCAUGCAUCACUCUACUCGCUGUCCAAAGUGCUCCGCUCUGAUCCUGUGCAGGAAUGUGUGCGCGCAUAGGAGAAACAACUGCAGCACACAUGUUUUGCCCAACGAAGCUCACCAUCAGGAACAAUCACAGAAUUGCACUCCAGAAGCUGUGUUCACCGAGCUAAAGGUGGCAUUGAAAGAUGGUGUUAGGGAACUACGAUCUGCUUUUGACCAGGCAGUGCGAGACAACACACCUUGCGAUAGACCGAAUGACUUCUCGCACAUGGUCAAUACACUCAGGGAGACUGUGAUGGACACGUCAGAAAAGCAAACCCGGGCAGUUAGUGAAGCCAAGAUCACCAUUGUUAGAGAAGUCAGAGAUGACUUGGCGGCACAAGGUAACCGACUUGACGAAGUUGCUCAACGCAUAGGCACUCUAACUGAAAAUUUCAAAGUCGUAGCAGCCAACGAAACAAAAAAGUGUUUGAAUAAGCUAGACGAGAUUAUUGCUGAAGGCGAGCGACGACGUAGCAACGACGACAACCAGUCGAAAAGUGUCUUGCAAACUGUGAGCAUUUUCGAGGCCAUUCUUGAUAAAGCAUUGGAGCGUGCUACAGAUGUCAUUGUACAGAAGUGCAGAACAAACGGUUCACUAUGCUCUGCGUCAAAAGUACCGGACAGCAAAAUCAGCGAAAGCACAUCCGAUGUGAGAAGAGACCAUCUACUUGCGCUAAACACACUGAGCAUUACACACAACAUGUUUUACGUCACAGGACUCGCAGCUUUGAAAGACAAGGCAAUAUCUUCACGUUGGAGCCUAUAUGAGAGCGAUCCCGUCUACCUGUGUGGUUAUCGCAUUUCUCCAGGACUGUAUCUGCAGAAAAAUGAGAGCUCAGUGUCGGUGCACGCUCAUGUGCGGCUGCUCAAGGGUGAUGCUGACGAGUUCUUACAGUGGCCAUUCUCUCACAGUCUGAAGCUCACUUUCGUACAUUCAUCUCCAGAUAAAAACCAUGAGUUAAUGAUCAAUCGUGGAUGCGUUACCAAGGAAUCCUUUGUCAGGCCAACUGAAUCACAUAAUGAAGGGUUUUGUUGGUACACCUCAUUGCCUCUGAAAGACCUUGAACGUGAAGGACACAUUGAGUCUGAUGCACUCUGCAUAAAUAUGACCUUUCACCUCCAACUGCUCAAUGAAUACUGCGAAUAUAUAUAUGGCUUACAUAUAGGUUAUGUUAAAAGAAGGGUCACUUGGACUAGCAACGAAUCUUCCUCUAAGGCUGAGAAACCUGCCCACAAUGCAACAAAAACACAGAAUCAACUAUUUCGGGUAAUAAAUAUUCUUACUUUGUGUUGUAAUUUUAGCCACAUCUCAAUGCAUGGUUCCUUUUCACCAAGUGUGACAAAUUUGCACCCCCCGUUUCUAUGGCCUUCAGUACGGGUAUAGUAGUGAUGUAAAUUCUAAUAAAUUUGUUCAUGCAUUUCCCUGUGAACUGCCACAAUCGG
Messenger RNA from Rhipicephalus microplus (southern cattle tick), 1852 nucleotides. RefSeq names its product E3 ubiquitin-protein ligase PDZRN3-B-like. Gene Ontology annotation, cellular component: plasma membrane signaling receptor complex; cytoplasmic side of plasma membrane. Lineage: Eukaryota; Metazoa; Arthropoda; Arachnida; Ixodida; Ixodidae. The record is from RefSeq and is a predicted model, not a curated record. Gene Ontology annotation, molecular function: tumor necrosis factor receptor binding. Gene Ontology annotation, biological process: regulation of canonical NF-kappaB signal transduction.